AUGGCACGACAGUCGACUUAUAGCUGUGAACUCGGCUUUAAGGCAUGCCGGAAACCGUUCGACGGAAGCUGUCCGAGGCGCUAUCGACGCGCAGCAGCACCUUCACGAGGGCAGAGCAGAUACGACGUCAGGGUGCACUGGAAGAGUCCGAACACGGGCGGCCGGGGUGGACUAUUCAGGGUGAAGUUGGACAACGAGGCGAAGAACGUGUCGGGCAAGGACUACGUGGCGGCGGUCGAACAGCAGCAGCCGUCGCCGCUGAACGGUUCCGCCGCCGCGGUGUACGUGGCGACGUUCGAGAACGUGCCGCUGGGCGACCGGUACUUCGCGAGCGUGCAAGCGUGCUCGCGGUUCGGCCACAGCAACGAGACGGUCGUCGAGCGGCGGCCGCGCACCGCCGACGUCCGCGGCGCGACCGCGGCCGCCCGCACGCCGCUCUAUCCGCUGUGGAUGGCCGUGGCGCUGCUCGGCCUGCUGGCGGCGCUGUGCGGGGCGAUGGCCGUCGGCCAGCUGCUGCACCGGCGGGCGGCGGCCGGUGCGGACCACCGCGGCGGCGGCAGGGGCGCGUCGGCCGAGGGUUACGACAUGGCCCUGCUCAAGCUGGACGACGUGGACGUGCUGCUGGACGACGACGCGGUCACCGUGUCCGAGUUCCUGGGGCACGGCCACUUCGGCGUGGUCAGGAAGGGCGCGCUGAAGACGGCCGACGGCCGGGUGUGCUCGGUGGCCGUCAAGUCGCUCCGGGACCGGCCCAGCGGCCGGGACCUGGACGAGUUCCUGCGCGAGAUACUGCUCAUGCAGAAGGUGGGCAAGCACCCGAACAUCGUGUCCAUGAUCGGAUGUUGUCUGGACGCCAACCGGCGGUGCAUGCUGGUCGUCGAGUACUGUCAGCUGGGCGAUCUGCAGACCUAUCUGAAAAAGGUCAGCAUUAAAUCGUGGUAUGCUAACGACUUUUACGUCGGUCGGACGGAUCCGUCAGAGCUGACCGCCGUGUCGAACAGCAAAGGAGUUGAAUCGCUGCAGGAUGCGUCAGGUCCUCCGCCGAUGGUCUUCAACAACUGUUACUUAUAUCACGGCGAUGAAAACGUAUUUCUCACGGUUAACGACUUACUGCGUUUCGCCAGCCAAGCGGCCAACGGCAUGAUGUACUUAGAAAAUAACCGUGUAGUGCACCGGGACUUGGCCGCCCGGAACGUGUUACUUAGCGACCACCGCACUAUAAAGAUUUGCGAUUUCGGCCUUAGCAGGGACGUGUACGAACAAAACCUCUAUCAGAAAUUGAACCGUGGUGACCCAUUACCAGUAAAGUGGAUGGCCAUGGAAUCGCUUAAAUAUCAGCUAUAUACCACCCAGAGUGAUGUGUGGUCAUUUGGCGUACUUCUUUGGGAAAUCAUGAUGUUAGGAGGGUCUCCAUACCCGACGAUACAUUCGACCAGGAUAUACGAAGUAUUGUGUAGCGGUUACCGUAUGCCCAGGCCCACCUUAUGCUGUUACAGUUUGUACGAAGUUAUGCUAGCGUGCUGGCAUUCCAACCCUGCCAAACGGCCGAAAUUUGGUGAGAUCAAAGACAAAAUCGACAGUAUAAUAGAAAAUCAAUGCUCAUAAUGUCAUAAUCACACAUAUUUUACCAACUUUUAAUAUUUUUAUUUUUUUUUUAUUAUUAUAUAAUUUAAUAAAUGAUUUUUUUUUUUUAUU
Messenger RNA from Melanaphis sacchari, 1695 nucleotides. Its product is annotated as tyrosine-protein kinase receptor torso-like. Gene Ontology annotation, biological process: cell surface receptor protein tyrosine kinase signaling pathway; protein phosphorylation; multicellular organism development. Lineage: Eukaryota; Metazoa; Arthropoda; Insecta; Hemiptera; Aphididae. Gene Ontology annotation, molecular function: ATP binding; transmembrane receptor protein tyrosine kinase activity. The record is from RefSeq and is a predicted model, not a curated record. Gene Ontology annotation, cellular component: signaling receptor complex.